CCAUUUCAUUAGUUAAAGUAAUUUGAUCAGAUUUAUCAUUUCAGAAUUGCGUAUCAGACGAGUAGUCCUUACCGGAACUGUUAAUGAUAUUUGAAAAAGAACUUACCUGCCUCGGUUUUCAGUGCCAACCGUUGCUCACCAGUGUAUUAGGUCAGUGAUGUGUUGCAAUUCAGAUGAUUAAAAUGCGAUGAAAAAAAAGAAUCUGAAAAAUGGUCUCUUCUUAUCAGGCUGUCCCGGAUUAUCCCAGGUUACAGGUACCCAAGAAGUAGUUUUCAGUUUCACAAAUGUUGGUGACUCCUGCUGGAGACAAACGACACACUCGCAUUCUCAUCGACAGGUGUAUUGACAAUCAGAGCAGAAUUUUAAGAAAGUUGUUUAUUUCAUUUUAUUUGUUAUCACAUUUUAAGCGCCUUUUUUAUGCAUUGGGGAAAUUUGAUUCAGCAGAAACUGUGGCGCAUUUGCUGCUCGGUGAGUGGCAAUGGUGCCGAGUCAUCAUUUUUGUCUUCUUUUGCUGCAUGCAUGCAGUGGUGCCGUGGUGUUACUUGUAAGAGGCUCAUGGGCUUACUUGGGAUAUGGGUCAACAAAGGUGGAAUCAUUUUACGACUGUGAGCAAGAUUUCUUUGCAAAUUAACUGGAACCGAGAUUAGCAUAUUUCUUUAUCCCUUUGAAUUUCUGCGUACCAUUUGUAACUUUAUCAUUCGUUCCUUCUAUAUGUUUUUAGAAUGGGACAAAAACAUCAAACAGGUUUGUAGAAAUGUAGAUGUUGAAACCAUCAGAAAAUUCCGGUCCUUGUUCUAUGUUGUUUCUAUGUCUAUGCGUUUCUGACUGCAGCCACCCGUAAACGUGUCACCAUGGCGGAUGUUGUGGCAACCGUCUUUUGUUCAUUUGGCAGGCACCCGCCUCAUCAGUAAAGGUGGAGUCUUUUCCAAAAACAUCCGAAAGGACUGACGCAGUCAAAAUCAGUGCUCAACCUCAGGGGGCUGCGACACAUGUAGGGAGAGUCGUUGGUUAGCUUUAAUUACCACCAUUCCACUUAGGGCUCCAAUUCAUUUAAUCUGCCGGAGCCGCUGUUGCAUCGGAGCAAUUAAAGCACAGCUCAAGUGACUCCUACAAAAUGCCGAGCUGCCCCUCAACGCAAUAAGCAGGCAAGAUGUUUUCAGAGAUGUGCAUCACUUUAUUUGCUGCUUGGUACUGUUUAGACCACAGGUGUCAAACUCGAGGCCCGGGGGCCCGAUCUGGCCCGCCACAUCAAAUUGGGUCAGCACACACUUGCUACCAUUUAAAGUGCCUCUGAUGAACCUCAACUGCAAUUCUGACGCUCUAGUAGGCUUUUGUCAAGUGGUUGCAUAAAAUAUAAUCAUCUUGAAACUGAUACCAUCCAUCCAUCCAUCCAUCCAUUAUCUACCGCUUAUCCGGGGCCCGGUCGCGGGGGCAACAGCUUUAGCAGGGAAGCCCAGACUUCCCUCUCCCUAGCUACUUCUUCCAGCUCUCCCCGGGGGAUCUCGAGUCGUUCCCAGGCAAGCUGGGUGACAUAGUCCCUCCAACGUGUCCUGGGUCUUCCUCGGGGUCUCCUCCCGGUGGGACAUGACCAGAACACCUCACCGGGGAGGCGCUCAGGAGGCAUCCGAAUCAGAUGCCCAAGCCACCUCAUCUGGCUCCUCUCAAUGAAACUGAUACAUUUUUAAGUAAUUUAUGGUCUAUUCAAUAUGUUUACGUACAGUACAUAAGAAGAUGAUCUUUAAAACAUGCACCUGGAUAUGGAUUGACACAUUUCUUAGUUUUUAUUUCCAUUCUGGAAAAAAAGUCUAAAAUGACAGUUACGCUGAGCCAAUAAGUCAACCUAACAUGGGUGAAAUGUUUUCAACAUUCACAUAUGGUUCUCACAUACUCCCUCUUCCUUUUGUUCUAAAAGUAUAUAAAAAAAAUAACCACUGCAAAAUAUCAAAAUUAUAAACAACAUAUUUAACAGGACUUUACCCCGACAAUUACCAACAAAAACUACCCAAAAAACGGUUUGCGUGUGAAAUGCAGUACACGGUUUUUAUGUCAUGAGAGUUGUUGAGGGUGUUAAAUGGUAAGAAAAAAGACCUCGUUGGAGCUCCAGCUGCACCACAGCAAGGCUUUUAGACCAGACUAAGGCCUCCUGUCAAUCCUCUUACAAUGUUCCUCAGUGAAAAUGGAUUAGCGAGUAACACCGACGUUUUGGCCCACGGUCACUUUGGCGGAUUGGAUUGGAUGAGAAUGUGGCUGUCACCAUCCUCAUAAUACAAUGCACCAAAUACAUUUCUGUCAGUAUUUUAAUUCUUUGUGUCUUUUUUUUAUGUUUUUACAACUGGGACUUUGACUUUUGGAUUUAUUAUUAUAUUUUUUUUUACUUUGGAUGUUCUUUGAAACCUUUCUUCUGAGUGUACAGGAGCAUGUUUUUUUGUUGUCAUCCACAUCCGCCCCUUGAACGCCGGGUUGUGGCUGCUUGGCGUAAGUAGCUCUCCAGGGUGCUGAAGUUGUCUCCAAACGGCUCCCCCACCUGUCACUUGGCAGCCUGGCGGUCCAAGCGCGAUGACUCGGCUCCCCGGUCGCUCACUGAAAGCAGGUAAGGUUACGAGGAUGGUGCGGUGACACCCGGACUGCAGAGCUGGCCUUGAUGACUUAAUAGGAAAGAAAGAUGACGAUCCUGUAGUGAACCUAAAACAUCACUACCUCAAAUUCACAGCCAGGACAAUGCAACAUUUUCCGCCUCCAUGGGAGCCCGAUCAUCCAUUUGUGCCUACAGUUAAAAGCCGGCAUUCUUCGUUGACGCCGUCUUUUUAUAACUUUCUCGUAUUUGUCAUCCUUGGAUUGUUGCCGUUCCCUUGCUGCGUUCGCAGUUUGGUCUUCAAAGUGGGCGUCCUGGGGCCUUGGAACUGCGACCCGGUCUUCUACAGGACACAGCCGGCCGCCGCUGCAAGGCUCGCUGUAACCAGGAUAAACGAAGACCUCAGUUUGAAUUUGGACCUGGAGAUGGAUUUCGUCAUCCUGCAGGAGCCUUGUGAGACUUCCAAAGCGCUGACUGAAUUCAUACGCUAUGAGAAGAUGGCGGAUGCAUUUGUGGGGCCUACUAACCCGGGAUACUGUACUGCAGCGUCACUGCUGGCAAAGAACUGGGACAAGUCCAUCUUCUCCCACGGCUGUGUCAAUUUUGAGCUGGACAGCAUCACGGGCUACCCGACUUUUUCCAGGACGGUGCCGUUUCCCUCUGAGGUGCUUUUCACAGUGCUGAAGCACUUCCGCUGGGCGAACAUCGUGGUGGUCUCCUCCAACGAAGACAUCUGGAUUGACACGGCGGAGAGAGUGGCUGCUGCCAUAAGGAAAAAGGGGCUGUCCGUCGCCUUGGUUUCGUCUAUGGGCAUCAACGAGAUCCAAGUUGAGAGCACGCUGAGGAAGAUCCAAGAAGCAGGGGAGAUAAGAGUAAUCGUCAUGUGCAUGCACUCUGUGCUGCUCGGAGGGGAGCAGCAGGCCACUUUCCUCGUCAAGGCACAAGAAAUGGGUCUGACUUCGGGCAAGUACGUUUUCGUGCCCUACGACGCCCUGCACUACAGUUUGCCCUACGACACCCCCUUCUCUCCCCUGCAAAACAACAGCAGACUGAGUGAGGCAUAUGACGCCGUACUCACAAUCACCAUAGUCUCAGAUCCCGUAUCCUUCAACGAGGCGUACGCGGCAGCCAAAGAGAGCGGGGAAGUGAGGCUGAGUGCGGCCGCCGCGCAGGUUAAUCCACUAUUUGGCACAAUCUAUAACGGCAUUUAUCUACUUGCCAAAUCCAUCCACAAAGUCCGGAGGGUCGGCAUGCAUCUGUCAGGCUCCAACCUGGCCCACUUCACCAAGAACAUAUCCUUCAAUGGCUUCAACCAGAAGGUCCAGGUCAACAACGGCGGUGAAAUCAAAACCGGCUACAUCAUCUUGGAUACCAGCCACGCUGGCAGCCGGCUGUACCCGACCUACAUCGUGGAUCUAACAUCCGGGCAGCUUCGGUUUGCUGGGAGGUCCAUUCAUUUUCCAGGAGGAUCUCCUCCGCCGUCUGAUUCCAGCUGUUGGUUUGUCAAAAGUGCUCUCUGCGAACCAGGCAUGGAGGUCACCCACGUCAUUGUGGCGUUUGCGGUCAUCGUCGCUCUGGCUGUUACAGGCCUUGUCAUCGGUCUAUACAUCAGAAGGAGACUCCAGCAAAUCCAGCUGGUCAAAGGCCCAAAUCGGAUCCUGCUGACCUUAGAGGAUCUUACUUUCAUCAACCCUCAGAUUAGCAAGAGGAAGAUCACUUUGGAGGACAUGAGUGAGUCCAAAAGUGGCCUUGAAGACAAAUCUGUGGACCUCUCACAUUCGGUGAACAGCAUGCACACCGCGACUCACGAGACCACCAACGUUGCUGUUUUUGAGGGUGACUGGGUGUGGCUAAAGAAAUUUGAGGACGGACAGUUUAAGGAGGUGAACCAGAGCAGCACAAGGAUGUUGACCAAGAUGAAGGACUUGAGAAACGAGAACGUGAAUCCCUUCCUGGGCUUCUUUACGGAGAGCUCCAUGUUUGCAGUGGUGAUCGAGCACUGCUCCAGGGGUAGUCUGCAAGACCUGCUUAGGAACGAAGACGUCAAAUUAGACUGGAUGUUCAAGUCCUCGCUUGUGCUUGACAUCAUCAAGGGAAUGAAAUACCUCCACCAUAGGGAUUUCCCACAUGGCCGGCUAAAAUCUCGGAACUGCGUGGUGGACGGGCGCUUUGUGCUCAAGAUCACAGACUAUGGCUUUAACGAGCUUCUCGAAUCUCAAAAAGCUCCCUUAGAGAAACCUCCACCUGAAGACCUUUUUUGGACUGCUCCAGAAUUCCUGAGGGAUCUGGCAAGCUCUCAUAAAGGCACUUACAAGGGCGACGUGUACAGUUUUUCUAUUAUUCUCCAAGAGGUGGUGGUUCGAGGACCACCGUACUGCAUGCUGGGCCUACCACCCGAAGAGAUUAUUCGAAAGGUUAAGAAGCCUCCUCCGAUGUGCCGGCCCACUGUCGUUCCCGACCAGGCUCCUUUGGAAUGUAUCCAAUUGAUGAAGCAGUGCUGGAGUGAACUUCCAGACCGACGACCCAACUUCGAUGAAAUUUUUGACAGGUUCAAGAUCAUCAACAAGGGUAAGAAGACCAACAUCAUUGACUCCAUGUUGCGGAUGUUGGAGCAGUACAGUUCCAAUCUGGAGGACCUCAUCCGAGAGCGAACGGAAGAGCUGGAGAUUGAGAAGCACAGGACGGAGAAACUGCUCUCCGAGAUGCUGCCGCCCUCGGUGGCCGAGGCGCUGAAAACCGGCGCCAUGGUGGAGCCGGAGUACUUCGACCAGGUGACCAUCUACUUCAGCGACAUCGUGGGCUUCACCACCAUCUCGUCGCUCAGUGACCCCAUCGAGGUGGUCGACCUUCUCAAUGACCUCUACACCCUGUUUGAUGCUGUCCUCAGCAACCACGAUGUCUACAAGGUGGAGACCAUCGGUGACGCUUACAUGGUGGCAUCGGGCUUGCCCAAGAGAAACGGCAACAAGCACGCCGCCGAAAUCGCCAACAUGUCUCUCAACAUCCUCAGCUCAGUGGGAACCUUCCGGAUGCGCCACAUGCCCGACGUUCCUGUCAGGAUACGGAUCGGGAUCCACUCAGGGCCUUGCGUCGCCGGAGUGGUGGGCCUGACCAUGCCCCGCUACUGCCUGUUUGGAGACACCGUCAACACCGCCUCAAGAAUGGAAUCCACCGGCCUGCCUUACAGGAUCCACGUAAACUUGAGCACGGUGAACAUCCUGCGCUCUCUCGAGGAAGGUUACAAAAUAGAAGUCAGGGGCAAGACGGAGCUGAAGGGGAAAGGCAUUGAAGAGACGUACUGGCUCGUAGGGAAGUCUGACUUUGCAAAGCCUUUGCCAAAACCGCCAGAGAUCAAACCAGGCGAAGACAGUCACGGCCUGAGCCCCGAAGACAUAGCAAUGUACAAGAAAAAGAAGGCCGAGAAAAAGGCUUGACCUGCAGGGUCAACUGGCAGGAGAUGGUGACCGAUGAGAUCAAGACCCUUUUCCGCAAGGCCAACAGGCCAGUGGCGAAGCAAAGAAAGAGCGCAAAAGAAGGAAAGAUGUGAAAGCAAUCAAGCCAUAGGGACAGAUUCCUUCUGGGGAAAAGGAAAGGUAGGGUGGAAGACGUGAAAGCGGCACACGGCCUCUCUCCCCGUGGCUUAACACGGACUCCUUUAAGAGGAUUCUCCACCGACUGGCUAAUCUGCCCGGAGCCGACACAGCGGAACAUGACGGUGCUAAUGUAAUGAGACUCCUCCCUCCCGUGACCCGCCUGCCUAACUGCUGCCGGUAGACCACGGCCCGAUGUUCAGUCAAAGAUGCAUGCGCUCAUUUUUACUUGCUGCACUCACUGGCCACUGGGUGCUCGUUGAAUCGAGGCCAAAGCGGGGGGGAUACCCCGGAGGCCCAUUUUAAAAAUACUAUACGGGUACUUGUUUCCUCUGUGCUGCGUUUGAUAUGAAUGCUCAGAAUAGGGAACUUUAUUUAUAUUCCACGUUGAUUUGAAUCACGGUGAUAAACGCUUACUGUGUUUGUUCAUUUUAAUUUUGUGUAAGUGUGCAUUGAGAAAGGAAAGUAGGUCACGGCUGAAUGACGAGUAAAAUGCGGCUUCUACGGUGACAACGGGCGAGAACAACUGGCCUAGCCACUCCGUUACAUUUCAUUUCUUACUCAAGGAAAUAACCCAUGACAAUGUUCAUAAUUAUUCAUUAAAAAAAAUCAACUCUGUUUAUUUUCUUUUAAGUUAACAGUGCAAUAGCAUCCCGUACAUGAGCAGAAAGGGUUAUUUUCUUAUUUUUCUAUUUGCUAUUGUUGUGGACUGAUGUUUACAAAAGUCAAAACCGUUAAACCCAUCUCAUGUUAUUGAAGAGACAGGACGCUACAAAUUAGUUUUUUUUUUGUGGUACUAGAAUACAAUGAGCCUCGAAAAUGAGUACCUAGCAAACCAUGAGGACCCUGCACUCCAGUUUCAACCCCCAAGCCCCCACCCCCACAGACUUUUAUUUUCUCUACCAAUGGUUGAACAAGUCAAGCCUGACAUUCUUGGGAUAGUUGACUGCAGCAGAUAAACCCCCGGGUCACAUACGCCCGUUAAUCCCGAACGUGGGAAAACCGCUCAAUGGAAAAAAAUUGUGAUGCCUUCUUUAGUGGAGCAAACCAAACAAACAAAAAGUACAAA
Molecule: messenger RNA, 7231 nt
Organism: Hippocampus zosterae (dwarf seahorse)
Lineage: Eukaryota; Metazoa; Chordata; Actinopteri; Syngnathiformes; Syngnathidae
Gene: gucy2f
Product: guanylate cyclase 2F, retinal
Exons: 20
Coding region: 2719-6006 (1095 amino acids)
Biological process (GO): receptor guanylyl cyclase signaling pathway; intracellular signal transduction; protein phosphorylation
Molecular function (GO): ATP binding; protein kinase activity; guanylate cyclase activity
Source: RefSeq, a predicted model, not a curated record